Messenger RNA from Wasmannia auropunctata (little fire ant), 683 nucleotides. RefSeq lists its product as uncharacterized. The transcript has 2 exons. NCBI's taxonomy places the organism in Eukaryota, Metazoa, Arthropoda, Insecta, Hymenoptera, Formicidae. The record is from RefSeq and is a predicted model, not a curated record. The coding region runs from base 341 to 664 and encodes 107 amino acids.
GAUGCGAUGAUCUCACCGCGAGACAUUUUAAUUGUCCUUGAAAAAAAUCUUAUAAUACGCAAAUCUAUUGUGUCGUUGUUGUCGUACAUCAAUGCUUCACCAAAAUGCUGAACUGCAUUUUUAAUAUGUGUUCGAUGAUGUGAUCUCAUUGAAACACAUUAUGAUUGUGCUCGAAAAAUCUUAUAUUAGACUUACGUAAAAUUAUAUCAAACUUUGUCGCAGCGAGUUGGAGGGGAGUUUAGAUAAAAGUAUGAGGUAUCGCGAUUUUGUCAGUUGCACUUUGAUAGGCGUACUUGAAAGAACAGUUUGACAAAGUGGUAAUAGAGUGGAUAGACUAGAUAUGAAUUAUUACGUUCCGAUGAUGGAAGAAGCGUUCGAGAGACCUAUUUCAUCUCAUAAUUUGAAAUUACCUCCUAUAUUGGAAAGAAGAUUUGCUCUAACACCGACUGCUUUUAAAUAUCUGGAUAUUGGAAUCAGCGUAGGACCUGUGUUAUAUGUGGAAAUAAUUAUCAGUGACAACCGAGACAAUCACAUUAUCUUGCCUUACGGAAUGUGGAAGAUGUUCAUCAAAAGACGUAUGGACAUUGAACGAUUUUUGCAGUCAAGCGUUCCGUCAUCGCUAACAAUUCAAGAUCUGGUUGUAGAACUUGUAAAAAUACUGUAAGAAAAAUAUUGUAAAAUUU